Messenger RNA from Vicia villosa (hairy vetch), 1150 nucleotides. Its product is annotated as CRAL-TRIO domain-containing protein C3H8.02-like. The record is from RefSeq and is a predicted model, not a curated record. Lineage: Eukaryota; Viridiplantae; Streptophyta; Magnoliopsida; Fabales; Fabaceae. The transcript is spliced from 6 exons. Bases 48 to 833 code for a protein of 261 amino acids.
AUAGAUAGAGACAGAGUUGGAAGAAAACAUAGUAGACACAAAAUUGAAUGGCGCUGGUGCGUGUCUACCCAACAACCACCACCACCCUUCGUCUUGCUUCAACACUUUCCUUUAGAACCAAAUUCGUGGUUCGGUGCUCUAACCUUCAACUCAAUCUGCAACCCAAUGACUCACGCAAGUUAGUUCUGGAAGUGAAGGAGAAGCUUGAAAAAGAACACCAUACUCUUCCUGUUGGUAGAAAUGGUAGGGAUGAUGAAGAUAUGAUACUAUGGUUUCUCAAAGAUCGAAAAUUUUCUGUUGAAGAAGCUGUUUCUAAGUUGGUUAAAACCAUUAAAUGGCGUCAAGAUUUUGAGGUCUCUAAAUUGACUGAAGAAUCUGUUAAAGAUGUUGCUAAAACUGGAAAAGCUUAUAUACAUGACUUUCUAGAUAUCGAUGGUAGGCCCGUGCUUGUCGUGGUUGCAGCAAAGCAUUUUCCUAAAGCACAGGAGCCUGUAGAUGAUGAGAAGUUAUGUGUUUUCUUAAUUGAGAAGGCAUUGAGUAAGCUUCCACCUGGGAAAGAACAGAUACUUGGAAUAUUUGAUCUCAGAGGUUUUGGUACAGAAAAUGCUGAUCUUAAAUACUUGACAUUUUUGUUUGAUGUGUUCUAUUGUUACUAUCCAAAGCGAUUAUCUCAAGUAUUGUUUGUGGAUGCUCCUUUUGUGUUUAAACCAAUUUGGCAACUUACCAAACCGUUGUUAAAAUCAUAUGCUUCUCUGGCAAGAUUUUGCUCUGCAGAGACUGUGAGGAAGGAAUAUUUUACAGAUGAAACUUUGCCACCAAACUUCAGAGGUUAAAAGUGGUUUUUGGAAGAUGUGAAAAAUUGCAGAAAUAGAGGAAUAUAACAAAAAUUACGGCAGAGAUAAGAGAAUUGUAUUAGUAAGUUGAAAUUGAAAUCACCUCCUUGUAAGAGUAAUACCAUAUAGAGGCAAUACUGAAGAGACAGAUUCAUAUACCUGGAAGACAGGUUUUGUUUUGGCCAUCACGUCCGAGGAACAAGAAUGCAUUGUCAGUUUAUUGUUGUUUUUUCGUGUGCAUAUUUUCAUUUUAUGUUUGUAACAAUAGUACAAAUUGACGUUUGAAAUAAAAAAGAUAAUUCUUUUUCCUUAAAUCA